CGGGACGAGAGAUAGUGUGCAGGAGAAAAAGAGGGAGGAGGAGAGAAACAGAGGGAGGGUGUGUGUGAGAAAGAGAGACUGUAGGGAAGACUAGCUUGGAGGAAGAGAGCAAAAAAGGAAGGGUAAAAGAGAUAAGGGGGCUAAACGAACAACAGGAUGGCAGAGCCGGAGCUGAAACCAUGGAACAGCCAGGAGAGCUUGAAGACGGCAACCGAGGACCAGGAGAAGAUGGAGGCUGAGGCAUCUCCGGACAACACUGACCAGCCUCCGGCGCAGGACAAGCUUCCAUUCAAACCUGCCUCCCCAUCCACCCCUACCCCUACGGCUGCUGAUGCCAUGGAAGCCACCACCCCUACCGCAGAGGCCUCAUCCCCAGCCAAGGCGGCAGGCGGCAAGAUUGAACUGAAGCGCAGCAUCACGCUCUUUAACGGUGUGGGCAUGAUCAUUGGCACCAUCAUUGGCUCAGGCAUCUUCAUCACACCCACCGGGGUGGUUAAGGAGGCGGGCUCGGCCGGUCUUUCGCUAGUGGUGUGGGCCGUGUGUGGUGUGGUGUCCACCAUGGGCGCCCUAUGCUAUGCCGAGCUGGGUACCACCAUUACCAAGUCAGGCGGAGACUACACCUAUAUCCUGGAGGUGUACGGUGAGCUGGCCGCCUUCCUCAAGCUGUGGGUGGAGAUGCUGAUCAUCAGGCCGUCCUCCCAGUACGUGGUGUCGUUGGUGUUCGCCACCUACCUGCUCAAACCCCUCUACCCAAACUGCAGUGUGCCCGAUAGUGCUGCAAAGCUCAUCGCUUGUCUCUGCCUCACAUCGUUGACCUUCGUGAACUGCAUCAGCGUGCGGGCAGCCACCAAGGUCCAGGACUUGUUCACUGUGUCCAAGCUCCUGGCCCUGAUCAUCAUCAUCAUCUUCGGCUUCAUUCAGAUCGGAACCGGUGAUGUGCCAUACCUGACACCAGAAUUAGCAUUUGAAGGCAGCAAAUGGGGAGUCGACAACAUUGUGUUGGCUCUAUACAGUGGACUCUUUGCUUUUGGCGGAUGGAAUUACCUGAAUUACGUGACAGAGGAAAUGAUCAAUCCAGAGAGAAACCUGCCCCUGUCCAUCAUUAUCUCCAUGCCCAUUGUGACCGUGGUGUACGUACUGACCAACCUGGCCUAUUUCACCACUAUCCCCCCGAGUGUGAUGGUUGAGUCCGAGGCAGUAGCUGUGAUAUUUGGGGAAUACCAUCUUGGUGUGAUGUCCUGGCUCAUCCCUGUCUUCGUGGGCCUGUCCUGCUUCGGCGCUGUCAACGGAAGCCUGUUCACCUCGGCACGGCUGUUUUAUGCUGGCGCUCGAGAGGGUCAGCUCCCUGCUGCACUGGGAUUGGUCCACACUGACCUCUUCACCCCAGUGCCCUCCCUAAUUUUCACAUGUUUCCUGUCCAUGCUUUACGCCCUGUCCAGGGACAUCUUCUCGGUUAUCAACCUGUUCAGCUUCUUUACCUGGUUGUGUGUGGGCAUGGCGAUCGCCGGCUUGCUGUGGCUCCGCUGGACCAAGCCAGAGCUCAGGAGGCCCAUCAAGAUUUGGUUGGUGGUCCCUGUGGUGUUUGUGCUGGGCUGUGUCUUCAUGAUCGUGGUGUCCUUCUGGGCAGCUCCCUUCGAGUGCCUGAUAGGCAGUGGGAUCAUCCUCACUGGUAUCCCCGCCUAUCUUCUGGGGUACAAGUGGAAGAAGCCCCACAUUGUAAAGAAGAUCUUAGAGAUCUUUACUCUGUUCUGCCAGAAGAUUUUUAUGUCCGUUCCAGAAGAACGUGAAGAGAAGGAGUCAGCUGAAGUAGCUGAAGAAGUCGAAACAACAAAGGAUGACUGAGUCAAUGUUUUAGUUGGAACAUUACAUGUUUACAGUCAUUGUUGCUUUUGUUACAGAGUUCCAUGACUCUUGGUAAUGUAGGGGUUUAUGCGAAUUGCUUCGGUGUACAUAUUUUGUAUUUUACAUGCAUUUUCUUACUGUAUUGUCUCUUUGUAUUCUCUCCAGCAAUUCAAUUCCACUUUUCAGUGAUAUAGUUUACUUUCAAACUUUUUCACAUUUUUCCUAAACUAACCUUUUUUACAUUUCAUAUGUUGUAACCUAUUUUGCACAGUAUUCAAUAGGCCUGAAUUAAGCUAAAAAGGAAAAUCUAUUUAUAUUAACAAAAGUCAUAUAUGUGUUGGUAUGUUCUCUAGACAAUCAUCCAAUCAUCUUUGAUAAUGCGUACAAUACCCUGCUUUGUCUUAAAACGGUCUUCAUCGAACUGAAGAUAAUUUCAUAUUUGACUUAUGAAUUAUAUAACUAUUAAUCCCCACUUCAACUGACGGUAUGUCUUUAACUCAGUGUAGUUGAAGGAACUAGCUACUGGUUACCUAAGUUGAUUGAACAAUGGCCAUCAAUCUGUGAUAAACCCAUUAUUUUAUUCAGGUAACUCAUACCACACAUUCUGUAAACUACCUUAAUUUCCCUUUGACAUGAUUGCACUCAUGAUAACAAUUAAGAUUUUAACAUCUAGUUGUGCACUGUAUUGCUACAAUCAAUUUUAAAUCCAUUGUUUGGAACACAGUUAUAUCCCAUUCUCAAAUUCACUUUGAAACAUUUUCAAAUAAUUAACUUAUUUAUUCGACAGAUUACUAUUUGAAGCACAUUUGUGCAAAGUGGAUUUCUGAUAUGAUAUCUGAUGUGUUGCCUUAAGAUUGAUGUCACACAAAAACAAAACACCUAAUGGCACUAUUACAAUCCAUAAUCCUGAAGCAUUACAGAUUUAGCAUUAGAAAUGUGAAGGUAAUUUCUGAUUGAGCCGACAUAUCCAGAUUUUACCAUGAAUGCCAUCCCUGCCAAUACGGGAACAUUGCAUUUACAUUUUUGUUGGGCUUUAGCACUACAUUUACGUGAUAUGUGUGGAAUAUAGCCUUAAUGAAAUUCUGGAGGCACAAAAUAUUAGCACAAACAUGUACAUGUUACUGAAUUAUGGACACAAUGCAGUACAGAAUGUUAACUGCUUCAAUUAUUCUACUUUUUAAAAAUCCUCAUUGAAUUCUUGAAUCGCUGGGAAAGUAGGGACAAUAGCACAAUAGGUCACUGCACUUACAGAAAGCACAAACGGUGAAGUAACUUGACAGGCACAGAGUUUACAGAUAGAGUAAACAAGGACGUUUAGGGAAUAGGGACGUUUAAAUGGAUUACUGAUUGCUUUGUCUUGUAAGAGUAUAUUCAUGACUGCCAGCAUGAAGGAGAAACUGUCGGGGUACCUUCAUAUUUUUGUGGCCCAAAAUGCACCGCACAACAUAGUUCAGGUGUGUACAUAGUCUUGCGUAUUAUGUACGAUAAAGCCUUUGAAUGUACUGAAUGUUAUGGUAUAAUACAUUUUAUUAUUUGAAUAGGAAGAAACAAUUGUACCUCUGUCAGUUAUUGUGACUUAAAUGUCAGUGACCAUGGCGGGUAUGUACAAUAACCAUUAAACUAUUUUUGUUCAAAAGGUCUGUGUCUUUGUUGCGAAA
Messenger RNA from Oncorhynchus masou masou (cherry salmon), 3500 nucleotides. Its product is annotated as large neutral amino acids transporter small subunit 1-like. The transcript is spliced from 12 exons. The record is from RefSeq and is a predicted model, not a curated record. NCBI's taxonomy places the organism in Eukaryota, Metazoa, Chordata, Actinopteri, Salmoniformes, Salmonidae. Gene Ontology annotation, molecular function: neutral L-amino acid transmembrane transporter activity; L-amino acid transmembrane transporter activity. Gene Ontology annotation, biological process: amino acid transmembrane transport; neutral amino acid transport. The coding region runs from base 157 to 1842 and encodes 561 amino acids. Gene Ontology annotation, cellular component: membrane.